This is a messenger RNA of Pochonia chlamydosporia 170, 1335 nucleotides long. RefSeq names its product phosphotransferase enzyme family protein. The record is from RefSeq and is a predicted model, not a curated record. The coding region runs from base 1 to 1335 and encodes 444 amino acids. The transcript has a single exon. Lineage: Eukaryota; Fungi; Ascomycota; Sordariomycetes; Hypocreales; Clavicipitaceae.
AUGAGUGUUUUCGACGAGAUAGCGGAGAAAGCGGGCGAUGCCCACUGGGACAAGUGGAAGGAUGAAGUUUUUGGAGCUCGUGCUGAAACCGCAUCCUUUGUCGCUCGUCGACUGGGCCGCGGCGGCGAGGAGGUAAUUGACUGGUUCGAGGGCUCCUUUAACUUCUGCCUCCGAGUCAUGUUUGACGAUGAACGCGCCGACGCCGUUAUUCGAUUCCCCGGCCUUGGACACACGACCUUUAGGGACGAAAAGGUUGUAAACGAGGUUCAGAUCAUUCAGUUCCUCCAUGAGCAGACGAAUAUCCCUGUACCACGUCUGCUGAGCUGGGGUUUAACCAAGGACAGCCUGCACCACUUUGGGCCCUUUAUCAUCUCAGAGUUUGUCGAGGGAGUGCAUUUAUCUGAUAUUCUCAGAGACCCAGCCAUUCCCGCAAAGCUCUAUCUCAAUCCAAACAUUGACAGUCAAAUACUGGACGUUUUGUUUGAACAAAUUGCCGAUAUCUUACUUCAGCUGUUUCAAUUCGACUUUUCUCGUAUUGGAGCAAUCUCCAAAGACCCGAUGUCGGGCACAUGGUCGGUCACUGGACGGCCGCUCACCUACAGCAUGAACGAAUUAGCAACAACAGCUUUCUACCCUCUUGAUAAGUUUGCCACUGGUCCGUUUGAAUCUGCAAGCAGCUACUUCAGAUACCUCUCAUCCGAAAACUUAACCCACCUUUUCACUCAGCCCAACCUCUCUUCAUCCAGGAAGGAAGCUGAGGAGCAAUACGUUGCGCGGCAUCUCUUUGCACGCCUGAUUGACAAGCACUGUAUUUGUGACAAUAGGCCCUUCAAACUAUUCUGUGACGACCUUCGACCUCAGAAUAUACUCAUAGAUCCCAAAUCUCUCCGCAUAACUGCUGUCCUCGACCUCGAAUUCACAAAUGCCCUGCCGAGCCAGUUUGCGUCAGACCCGCCGUGGUGGUUGCUCCUGGCUGGGCCAGAUUCGUAUCUAUUUCGGGGUCACAGCAUGGAAGAGCUUUUGUCGGCAUAUGAGCCCCGGCUGGGGCAAUUUCUGCAAGUGAUGCAACGGGUUGAGAGGUCAAGAGAGAUACCGUGCACUGAGAAAUCUCUUUCUGGUCUGAUGCGUGAAUCAUGGGCUACGAAACGCUUUUGGUUUAACUACUCGGCGAGGAAGCCUUUCGAUGUUGACAAGCUCUUCACCAAUUGUUUGAGUGAGAAUGGUGUAGGCGUAGAGACACUGGACGAGGAUAUUCGUGCAGCACUAGCACCCUUCGUCGAGAUGAAGAUGGACCAGUUCAGGGCAUAUGACGAGGAUUGCAAAGCCUUGCUAUAA